AUGUCACAACAAUUACCCAAUAAACAAACUCAAAAUAAAUGUGAAUCAGGGGUAGGACAGAAAAAAGCGCGAAGAAAACGUAAGAAAAAAUCCAGUGGUAACCAAAAAGCAGUACGCAAAGACACUAGGAAAAAGAAUUCUAAGUUAUCCAUAUCAAUGAGUUUAUGGGCGGAAAAUUUUGCUGUGGCCACAACAUGGCAAUUGAAACACCAGCUAGCAUACUGGAAAGCAAAGGCUAUUGGUUUAGAGUACGAGAACAAACUUUUACAUGAUAUUAUACGGAAAAAUCAUUUUGUAGAUGAUGAUUGUGUUAAUUCUGAUGUAGACACGAAUGAGUUUUCAGAAAACGAGGAAUCAGUUGAUAACGACGACAGAGAAAUAGAAAAUUUUAAAGAAUGUGCUGAUGAAAUGGAUUUUGAAGUUAGUGAGGAAUUUAUACAGUUUUUGGCGGCAAAUGCUAAAUAUAAAGAAGAUGCUAAAAGGGAAAGGGAACUUUUAAAAGCGAAACAUGAACAGGAAGAGUUAAAUGUAAUUCAAGAAAAAUUGGAGACCUCUGAGGAGAAGGAACAAAGAUUAAAAGAGUUGUAUGGAAGUCGCUGGCAAAGAAUAUCUGCUAUAGAAGUCGCGAUGCAAUCACAAUUUAUUAAUGAAACUGACAAAGAUCAACCAAUGUAUUGGCCUAAUAUACCAUUUAAUUUUGAAUUUAAUGGUGAUUAA
Papilio polytes (common Mormon) is the source of this 717-nucleotide messenger RNA. Its product is annotated as gem-associated protein 8-like. The transcript has a single exon. The record is from RefSeq and is a predicted model, not a curated record. Lineage: Eukaryota; Metazoa; Arthropoda; Insecta; Lepidoptera; Papilionidae. Gene Ontology annotation, biological process: spliceosomal snRNP assembly. Gene Ontology annotation, cellular component: SMN complex. The coding region runs from base 1 to 717 and encodes 238 amino acids.